Octodon degus (degu) is the source of this 613-nucleotide messenger RNA. RefSeq names its product serine/threonine-protein kinase PLK1-like. The transcript has 3 exons. Bases 91 to 489 code for a protein of 132 amino acids. Gene Ontology annotation, molecular function: protein binding; protein serine/threonine kinase activity. Lineage: Eukaryota; Metazoa; Chordata; Mammalia; Rodentia; Octodontidae. Gene Ontology annotation, biological process: mitotic cell cycle; regulation of cytokinesis. The record is from RefSeq and is a predicted model, not a curated record. Gene Ontology annotation, cellular component: cytoplasm; spindle pole; nucleus.
AUCCUCUACAAUGACGGGGACAGCCUCCAGUACAUAGAGCGCGACGGCGUGGAGUCCUACCUCACUGUGAGCUCCCACCCCAACUCCCUGAUGAAGAAGAUCACCCUCCUCAAGUACUUCCGCAACUACAUGAGCGAGCACUUGCUGAAGGCGGGUGCCAACAUCACGCCCCGGGAGGGUGACGAGCUGGCCCGGCUGCCCUACCUGCGCACCUGGUUCCGCACGCGCAGCGCCAUCAUCCUGCAUCUCAGCAACGGCACCGUGCAGAUCAACUUCUUCCAGGACCACACCAAGCUAAUCCUGUGCCCGCUGAUGGCAGCUGUGACCUACAUUGACGAGAAGCGGGACUUCCGCACAUACCGCCUGAGCCUCCUCGAGGAGCACGGCUGCUGCCGGGAGCUGGCCAGCCGCCUGCGCUAUGCCCGCACCAUGGUGGACAAGCUGCUGAGCUCGCGCUCGGCCUGCAACCGGCUCAAGGCCUCCUCCUAGCCCGCUCCAGGUGGACUGGUGCCCCUUUCUCCCAGGGCCUGCCUGGUGGGCUCGGAGGGCUGCUUCUGCCCGAGGGCGUGCCCUGGCCCAGGGCUGGGCAGGAGCCAGGUCAGCGCACGUGGGC